Messenger RNA from Hirsutella rhossiliensis, 1275 nucleotides. Its product is annotated as ZIP zinc transporter domain-containing protein. NCBI's taxonomy places the organism in Eukaryota, Fungi, Ascomycota, Sordariomycetes, Hypocreales, Ophiocordycipitaceae. The record is from RefSeq and is a predicted model, not a curated record. The transcript is spliced from 4 exons. Bases 1 to 1275 code for a protein of 424 amino acids. Gene Ontology annotation, biological process: intracellular zinc ion homeostasis; zinc ion transmembrane transport. Gene Ontology annotation, cellular component: membrane. Gene Ontology annotation, molecular function: zinc ion transmembrane transporter activity.
AUGGCACCGGCGAGCCGGGUCGCGCUCCUGCUGUUGGCAGCGUCGCUGCUCGUCGCGUGCGCGGCGACGCCGCAGAACGUGACGACGGCAGCCAUGGUGGAGAAUCUGAGCCUCGAGGAGCUGGGCGAGCAGCUUCAGACGUGUCCCAUUGUCCGAGAGCUCGACGCGGCCAAGCUGGCGCACCACGAGGCGCAGCCCACGUCGCCGACGGCGCGGCUCUUUGGCCUGCUCUUCCCGAGCUCGCGGCCGGCCGUCAACGCGCUACUGGCGACGCUGUACAUCUCGGGCCCGCCCAACUUUUUGCUGGCCCUGUGCCCGACCGACAUCGACCCGUCGUCGCUCAGCGUCAUGGUGGCCUUUGCCGUGGGUGGGCUGCUGGGCGACACGCUCUUCCACCUGCUACCCGAGAUUUUCCUGGGCGAAGACGACGACGAGCGCACGCGCUUUGUGCUCGUCGAGCCGAACCGCAACCUGCUGCUUGGGCUCGGCAUCCUCGUCGGCUUCAUGACUUUUGUCGCCAUGGACAAGGGGCUGAGGAUCGCGACGGGCGGCGGUUCGGGACACGAUCACGGCGGCCAUGGGCAUUCGCACACGCAUGCGCGGGGAGAGGAGAAGGAGGGAGCGGGUGCUGCUGCGGCGACGGGCGCGGACACGGCGAGCGGACAGGCCAAGUCGAGGAAGAAGAAGGCUGGACAGGCGGUCGAGCCCCGCGGCGCCAAGGGUGAGGACAGGGAGGCGGUGAACCCGAGCGUGAAGCUGGGCGGCUACCUCAACCUCAUCGCCGACUUUACGCACAACAUCACCGACGGGCUGGCCAUGUCGGCCAGCUUCUACGCGUCGCCGACGGUGGGUGCCACAACGACCAUGGCCGUCUUCUUCCACGAGAUCCCGCACGAGGUGGGCGACUUUGCGCUGCUGGUGCAGUCGGGCUUCUCCAAGCGCGCGGCCAUGGCGUCGCAGUUUGUCACGGCCGUGGGCGCCCUGCUCGGCACCCUCAUCGGCAUCGCGGUGCAGGAGCUUGGCGGCGGUGGCGGCGGCGACGGCGAGGCCAAGAUGGGUCGCAACGCCGGCAUUUGGGGGACGAGUCUGAGCUGGGGCGACAUGCUGUUGCCCUUCACGGCGGGCACGUUUCUGUACGUGGGCACCGUGGCGGUGAUCCCGGAGCUGCUGGAGACGGGCCCCAACAAGGCGCUGGAGCUGCGCAAGACGCUGGUGCAGUUUGCGGCCGUGGCCGUGGGCGCCGGCGUGAUGCUGUACAUUUCGUGGCACGACUGA